This is a messenger RNA of Bursaphelenchus okinawaensis, 5902 nucleotides long. NCBI's taxonomy places the organism in Eukaryota, Metazoa, Nematoda, Chromadorea, Rhabditida, Aphelenchoididae. The record is from the annotation of a GenBank genome assembly.
AUGGCCAAGGAGUAUCAGUUCAACUGGCGAUGCAAACUACCUGACCAGUUGGUGGAGGGCGACGUGUUCGAUCGCUUCGACGACGAAAGCAACACUCUGGACUUGUCGUGUCAUGUAUAUUUUGAAGAGUGCGGGUUCUACAUUAUUUGGAACCCGAAAGGCAAAGAUGCCGGAGUACUCGAUCUCGUACAGGUCAGUAUCACAGCAGUACAGUUACUUUUAGCAUAUUUCUUAUCUUUCAGUAUUAUCUUUUGUAGGCUUAUAAUGAGUGUUUACUUGCAGGUUUGGGAAGCCAGAUCGUCAGGAACCAUUAAAGAUGCCAGGAUUUUGUAUGAUCUCGAACAACGAGGGGCCAAGGAGCCGAUCGAAGAGCGCACGGUGUGGAUCACGUACGGCCAAGACCUCGUCAAUGUUAACAGUCUCUUCCUCAUCGCCAAAACAGCACAAAUCGCACGAGAAUGGCGAUACCUAAUUAACGAACUCAUCAGAAAUUACAAGUUCCGGCACUGCAACCCCAUGAUCUCAUUACAAAAACAGUAAGCUUACUAUUUUACUAGUGUAAUAUUGUAAACACUACAUUUCUAUAAUUAUGUAUUGUAGGCAUUAUUUGUAGUUUUCGGUUGUGUAUAACAUGACAACGACAUUUCUAAAAAUAAGUCGUAAACAGAUACACUGACAGUAUACUACAAUAGCUUUACAAUUGUAACUUCAGCUGGAAACUCUUAACCUUAUCGACCAAUGAACGUGGUAAGAUUCCGUUGCGUAGCAUCAUAAAGACCUUCGCCAGCGGGAAGCCAGAACGAAUGGUACACAAAUGUCUGACAGAUCUAGGCCUGGCUGGGGACAAGGUAAGUUGAUAUGGCGACUGGCGGUGUUGUGACUGUAGUGGUGUUGUAUCGUGAUUGUUGUUUUAGUUCAUGGUUACUGGUCGUGUGAUGCGUGGUCGUUGGUCUCGUAGUUUUCGGGCCAUAUACAGUUGUGGUACAGCCCGAAAACACAAGCAUAAGGUAUCGUUCUUUUGUGGUAGUGACGUUGUUGACAUUGCCGUAUGGACAUUAUACAUUAUUUACAGGAGAGGGAAGAGCUAGACGUGGCUCUGUUUACCUUCGAGAAGUUCCUCAGGUUGUAUCACAAGAUCUGUCCGCGGACCGAGGUGCAGGAGCUAUUUGUUAAAUUGUAAGCACCUUUGAAUUAUUUAUAUUCUUCUAAUUAUAUAUUACAAGCAGCGUCUCACUGACUGUUCCAGGUCCGGCCAGAAGGAAUACUUAACGCGUGACAAGCUGAUCAACUUCUUGAACGAAGAACAACGAGAUCCUCGCCUGAAUGAGAUCUUGUUCCCCCACUUUGACCAUGAUCGAGUACAACAGCUGAUCACCAAGUACGAGACCGACGACAGCUACAUUAAUCAAGGGAAGAUGUCUGGAGACGGCUUCUUGAGGUUUCUGAUGAACGAUGAAAACUCCCCAGUGUUUCUUGACCGGACUGAGCUGUACCAGGACAUGGACCAGCCUUUGUGCCAUUACUACAUCAACAGGUAAUAUUGUAGCUUAUCUUGAGGUUAUGUUAACCUUAUCAUAAAAGUUUUAUGAAUCUAAUUACGAAUUCAUUUAGUUCCCACAACACAUACUUAUCAGGACGCCAGUACGGUGGAAAGAGUUCUACCGAAAUUUACCGCCAAGUACUACUGUCAGGGUGUCGUUGUAUAGAGUUGGACUGUUGGGACGGUAACGGCGAGAACAAGGGUGAACCUAUCAUUACUCACGGUAUGGCCAUGUGCACGGACGUCUUCUUCAAGGUAACCAAUAUACACAUUACAAAUGAAUGGGUUUAGGAUGUUUUGUACCAAAUCAGAGACACGGCGUUCGCACGGACAGAUUUCCCUGUGAUUCUGUCGUUCGAAAAUCACUGUUGUCGCUCAAAUCAGCUCAAAAUGGCGAAGUACUGUAUGGAGAUAUUCGGAGAUAUGUUGUUGUCGCAGCCGUUAGAAGAUUUCCCGGUAGGUUUGCUGAUUAUUUCAUGGACGAAGUCUCACUGUCAUCGUCUUUCAUUUUAAUUUAAAUUUGCAGCUAGAACCAGGGGUACCACUUCCUUCCCCAAACAGGCUGAGGCGAAAGAUCUUGAUCAAGAACAAGAGACUAAAAGCUGACAUCGAGAAGCACCAGAUGGAGCAGUUCUUACGCGAAGGAAAGCUGGACGAAGAAGACGAGGUCAGCGAGACUCCCGAGGUCGUCGGUCUGGGCGAAGAGACGGCUUCGUCACGUAAGUUAGCUACUCGGGAGACAAGUGACACCGCUUGAUGGCUUUUGUAUAAGUCUAGGAGCACAAUCGGGCCACAUAUCAUUUAUCUGGGUUCUGCACUCUCCCCCCUUAAUCUUGGUGUCCCGGUUGCCCCCCUUUUAAGUUUUGUCCUAACGUUCCCUUCACCUUAUUAUAUAGAAAUGGAAGAAUGCGAGAUGACUGACGACGAGCACGACCGCGAAUCCUCCAACGCCUCACCAGCACCUCGCCUCGCCAACACCUCUCAUGAAGGUCAAUUAACAACUCAAAGCUCUAUUAAUCACCCGAUUAGUUGUGGCCGAUUGACUCCGAGUGCCUCAAGGACCUUCGCCUCUAUUAGCGGUCCUUGUGGCUCGAGGCAGUCGUCGCCUCGCAACUCGAUCGACUCGAAGUCGCUGUUGCUUGCUGCGUUUGGUGGUGAUGCUCGCAAAUAUAGGGGAAGCCAAAAACAGUCCAGUGCUUCUGACGUCGUCAUCGACCGCUCCAACUCCAGUCGGUCGAUUGGGGGACGUUCCCCUCGAUUCCCGUUUAGACACAUGACGUCGAGUAUGAAGUCAUCGUCCACCAGCUCGCCCCCCACCGGCGGACGCAACGGCUAUGGCUCCGGCUCUGGGAGUGGAUGCUUGCCCAGUACUCCGACAGGAACAGGUGUGACGGUGAUUAAAAGAGUACUACCAGAAGCUUCUGAUGCGGGCUGGCAACAGACCGUGUUGAGACUUCUGGAGCUCUUUGGUUGUUGUGCUGGUAGUUGUCAUUGUUGUUGGUCCUCUUUUUGUUGAUGCACUAUUCCGGUGAUUGACUCUUUCCAUUUUUGUUUUCUAUAGUGAUGUGCACCCGGUAUUUUCAGCUUCUGAUCAGCGUGCUCAUCCUGAACACGAACACUUGACCCCCGUGCAGGAAAACGUCCGGCCGCAAAUCGGUUUGUUUUCUUAUUUCUUGGUUAUUAAUCCUUCGUUCUCAACCAUUUCCCUUCCACAGCACCUUACAGUUACUAAAACUAGAUGGGAUUAACAUUUCGAGUAUACUAAUAUUGAUUUGACACAUCUUCCAAUCAUAAUCAUUUGUUUUAGGUGAUCUGAAGAUUCCGGAUGAAGCUCAUCCUGAAUUGAAGCAGACUAACUUUAUAUCCAAGCUGAAGCCUCUGGGAUUCGCCAAAAAACAGCAGGUUGGUUUGCCAUACUAAGUGGGCAUUACUGAGUACUAGGUUACAUUAACAAUAUGUUUGCACUUCUUCAAACUUUCUUUUGUUUUGUUGAGUUUCAAAUCGAAUAAUAUUUCAGUUUUAAACCACAUUAAGCAUCUCUUUGAUGAGCACUUCUCAUUUCCGUUUAAUUUUCGUUCGAACCAAAAACUUUUAAUUUGAAAAAGUAACUUGUACUGAUUACGGUAACGGGUUAAGCAAUAUGUACAUGCCUUUUAAACUAAGCUUUCUUCCUUAUUCGUCAGCAAACCCCUCCGCAGUGGGAUCAGCAGAUGUACCUGGAGGUGAAGGAGGCCCAAAGCAGCGGCAAGAUUAGUAACAUUCUGCAGCUUGGCCGUGACAAGCGAUCGUUCCGCCGUCCGUCCGCCGAGCCAGCCGACCACUCCAUCUCAGCCGCUCUCCUCGACGCCGCUCCAAAACGGUCCUCGUCGCAUCGAGCGUCCAAGUCCAAAAAGGCAUUUGUUUUACUUUUUUGGUUGCUUAGUCCUGUUUUGCACUGGUAUUCUCGUCUGUGAUCGUGUCCGCUACUUUUCCUGGUGUGCUUUUCGUUGCGGCCGCGUUAGCCAGUCAAUGAAAUUAUGUUUUUAGCCAAUUUUAACGAAAGAGGAAGAGGAACGCAUCUUUGCCGAGUAUAAUUAUACUGGAGCCACCACAACCAUUCACCCAUUGUUGUCUACACUUGUUAAUUACACACAUCCAGUUAAAUUCUCGGGCUUUGAUGUUGCUGAAGGUAGGAUUUACAUCAUCCUACGAACAUUUACUAAAUAAUUAGUAGUAAACUUCAAAAAUCAUUAUAAAACGUAUCGCUUUCAGCCAACGAUCUUCAUUUUCACAUGUCAUCAUUCUCCGAAAGUACGGGUCUGGGGUACCUAAAGCAGUCGGCUCCCGAGUUCGUCAACUACAACAAACGACAACUCUCUCGGAUAUACCCGAAAGGAGCUCGGGUGGAUUCCUCCAACUUCCUCCCACAGAUCUUCUGGAACACCGGCUGCCAAAUGGUGUCGCUCAACUUCCAGACGCCAGAUGUGUGUAUGCAACUGAAUCAGGGAAAAUUUGAUUACAAUGGUCAAACCGGAUACCUCUUGAAGCCUGACUUUAUGCGGCGACCUGACCGAACGUUCGACCCGUUCUCAGAGUCGCCAGUAGAUGGUGUUAUUGCUGCUCACUGUUCAGUACGGGUAAGUUUUAACUAAUUUUGAAAAAUCCUAUUUAAAAAAGUCAAAAAAUUCGAAACUCUAACCUUUUUGGCAAACAGCAGUUAUCAAUUAAACAUUUCAGGUAAUUUCUGGUCAGUUUUUGUGUGAAAGGAAAGCAGGCACCUAUGUUGAGGUAGAAAUGUACGGUCUACCAACUGACACGAUAAGAAAAGAACACAGGACCAAAACGGUACCGGCCAACGGUCUCAACCCUAUUUACAAUGAAGAUCCGUUCGUGUUUAGAAAGGUAGUACUACCUGAACUGGCCGUACUACGAUUUGCUGUUUACGACGAAAGCGGUAAACAAAUCGGUCAACGUAUUUUACCGUUGGACGGUCUCCAGUCGGGUUAUCGCCACAUCUCGCUCAGAACAGAGUCCAACAUGCCUAUGACACUGUCCACAUUGUUUGUCCAUCUCGUGCUGAAAACAUACGUACCUGAUGAGUUGAGUGGCCUAGUCGAUGCUUUGGCUGAUCCUCGCGCUUACUUAUCUGCUCAAGAGAAGCGAAAGGAAGCCCUGCACAACAUGGGGGUUGAUGACAAUGACAUCGUCGAGGUGGCUCCUUCUUCCACCACCAAUGCGGCCAGCAAAAAAGAUUCCAACAAAGCAAACAAACCAGAUGCUAAACAGAAAGCGAACGGCGCUUCCACGCCUCAACAACAAUCGCAAGAAAUCCGACCAUCGACGGCGGUUUCGUCGCCUGUGGUCGGGUCGAACGGUAAUCAGACGGCGCGGGUGGCUACGGAAGCCAGUUCUGAUAAUAGAUACAAGGUAAGCGACACGAUAACAUACAUUUGUAAAUAACACAUAAACAAAAAACCUCUAGACAUACUCUGGCGGUCGAAGGGGAUCGAAUGAGUUGACCGUACACAUGGGGACUGGUCACUUGAGACCACCUAGUCCCAUUCCAGGCAGUCCACGGCUAGAUGGAGCCAGACGCCGGUUCUCACGGGCGUGUAGCCUUUUCCGUUCCACCGAGGUUAGCUACAAAAGUGUCCCGUUUUAAAGAUUCACCCCGUUUUACACCGGUUACCCUGUCUUAAACACAAUAUUGUUACAGCAAACACAUACCUACUACAAUAUUCUCAAAGUUGUUAAUAUUGGCUUUCAUUGAUGAGAAUAACCAUAAAUUAACAAGUCAAAUGGUCUAUAUCCUAUCCCUAUAAAACAUUAUUUCAGUCCGAACCCAUCAACUUGAGCGACUUGAAAAAGAGAAGAGCUUUGUAA